AUUUUGAAAUGAGAAGAUCUGGCCUCCCCACUACUGCGGAGUGUUUAUCUGAUCCACAACAUCCUCAGGCGAGUUACAAGCCUUCAUCAAAAUUGUAAAGCAUUCAUUAUGUGGUUAAUUCCAUGGUUGGGCAUGUCUCUGUUAGCCUGACUGCACUGCUUGCCUUUGGGACACAGUGUGUGUAUUCAGCCCUGCAGUGAAGGACCCACAGUAUAGCUGCUCCUCUGAGACUCGACCAAGUGUUGAGGUUUACUGAUGUGUGGAGCCAGACGGGAAGAUGACAUCAACUCUGGUCAUACUGAUUUUCUGCCAAUGUUUGUGCAGCUCAGGAUUCCCUGUGGUGUUUAAUCUCGGCCUGUUGGCAGAUCUGGCACAGAGAGCUUCUGAAGCUGAAGUGAACGCACGAUCUCUAUCCUCCUUCCUCUACAGGGCUACUAACACAGCUGUUCGGCGGAUCAGUCAGGUGGACUUUGAUACUUAUGACUUUAAUCUCAGCUUUAACAUGAGGAGAACGGACUGUCUCAAACACCUCACAGGAUCUCCAGACGGCUGUCUCUUCAGCCUCAGACAGUUUAAACCUGUUCACCUCUGCUCCAGCUAUGUGCGUGUUUCUGCUCAGUUCGUUUCUCCGCUGGAGGUCAGCUGUGAUCUGAGAGCUCUGAGCUCCAGCUCUGAGUCCAGUAGUGAGGAGAUGUUCCUUCGGGGGAUACCGCAGGCUGGAGGGAGGCUCCACACACCGGGGUUCAUCAUCUGUGAAGGAGCUCGCAGCUGCUCCAGACUGCUGCUGUGAUCAGCAGGAAAUCUCUGAGAAAAUGAAAGCAAGUAAUACAGACAGACCUUCCACCCUAUACAACAGGGGUUUAUAUCGUUUAUGAAGUUCAGUGAUGGAAGGGUUUUAAAAUUAAAGAAAGAUGUAAAAUUAAAUGAUGUUUUUUUUU
Astyanax mexicanus (Mexican tetra) is the source of this 938-nucleotide messenger RNA. Its product is annotated as secreted phosphoprotein 24. Gene Ontology annotation, biological process: bone remodeling. The record is from RefSeq and is a predicted model, not a curated record. Bases 278 to 790 code for a protein of 170 amino acids. NCBI's taxonomy places the organism in Eukaryota, Metazoa, Chordata, Actinopteri, Characiformes, Acestrorhamphidae. Gene Ontology annotation, cellular component: extracellular region. The transcript has 4 exons.